Molecule: messenger RNA, 3037 nt
Organism: Rubroshorea leprosula
Lineage: Eukaryota; Viridiplantae; Streptophyta; Magnoliopsida; Malvales; Dipterocarpaceae
Source: the annotation of a GenBank genome assembly
GAGGAGAGAGGGAAAGCUCAAAGCCCUAAAAAGCUUCCGUUAAUGGCGGUUUCUCGGUUUCUCUUCGCCCGUCGAACGGAAGAUUGACCAGCUCUGAAAUUGUUCUACUGGAUUGCAUAUUUCUAUAUCCAUAACUUUUGGAGAGAAGGAAGAACAGAAGUUGAAUUUUGAAUAUAAAAUCAUUAAAAAAAAAACCUUACCAUCCUUCAACCUUAUGACCUGAGGCCAUAGUUUAUCACUGGUAUAAAAAAAAAAAUAUCCAAAAUUCAGCGACCAGGUUCAGAGGGUGAUUUGCCCCAAAGCAGGGAGUUUAGCUCUUUCCCUGUUGCUCGAAGGGUGAAUUCCUCCAACACCAUGAUGAUUGAAGAUGACAUGGAGAAUGGCAGUUUGAGGCCUUACUCAGAUAGGCUGAGGACUUUUCCCAGCAUGCGUAGCAAAUCUUAUACUCCAUUGAUAUUCAGAAUAUUCAUGGGAAUAAAUGUCCGUGUACUCUUUAUACUUCUGCUUUUGUGCUUGGGAGCAAUCUUCUAUGUUGGAGCAAGUACUUCUCCAAUCAUUGUAUUUGUAUUCUCAGUUUGCAUUAUCAGCUUCUUACUGUCUAUAUAUCUUACCAAGUGGGUACUUUCAAAGGAUGAGGGGCCUCCGGAAAUGGCUCAGAUAUCAGAUGCUAUACGUGAUGGAGCUGAAGGUUUCUUUAGGACUCAGUAUGGCACCAUCUCCAAGAUGGCAUUGUUGCUAGCAUUGGUGAUUCUUAGCAUAUACUUAUUCCGAAGCUCAACACCUCAACAGGAAUCAUCUGGAGUUGGAAGGGUUACAUCUGCAUAUAUCACUGUUGCAGCAUUUCUCCUGGGCGCACUUUGCUCUGGUGUUGCUGGGUAUGUUGGAAUGUGGGUGUCAGUUCGUGCAAACGUCCGGGUCUCUAGUGCUGCAAGACGGUCUGCAAGAGAGGCCUUGCAGGUAGCUGUCCGUGCUGGUGGUUUCUCUGCCAUUGUUGUUGUUGGUAUGGCUGUGAUCGGCAUAGCUAUCCUUUACGCAACAUUUUAUGUUUGGUUGGGGGUGGAUUCGCCUGGUUCAAUGAAGGUUACUGACUUGCCUCUUCUUCUUGUUGGAUAUGGCUUUGGAGCUUCAUUUGUUGCCCUCUUUGCUCAGUUGGGUGGUGGGAUAUAUACAAAAGCAGCUGAUGUUGGGGCAGACCUUGUUGGAAAAGUGGAGCAGGGAAUCCCUGAAGAUGAUCCCAGGAACCCUGCUGUGAUUGCAGAUUUGGUUGGAGAUAAUGUGGGUGACUGUGCUGCUCGAGGUGCUGAUCUUUUUGAAAGCAUUGCAGCAGAGAUAAUUAGUGCCAUGAUACUUGGUGGAACAAUGGCUCAGCGUUGCAAAAUUGAAGACCCAUCUGGCUUCAUCCUGUUCCCUCUUGUUGUGCACUCUUUUGACCUGGUGGUAUCAUCAGUCGGAAUACUCUCAAUUCGGAACAGUCGAGACUCCAGUGUCAAAGCACCUAUAGAAGAUCCAAUGACAAUUCUUCAGAAAGGAUAUUCUGUUACAAUAGUUUUGGCUGUUCUGGCAUUUGGCGGGUCAACACGGUGGUUGCUCUAUACAGAACGAGCACCUUCUGCAUGGCUGAAUUUUGCCUUAUGUGGAUUGGUUGGCAUUCUGACAGCAUAUGUUUUUGUCUGUAUCACCAAGUAUUACACUGACUACAAGCACGAGCCAGUACGUGCAUUAGCUCUUUCUAGCUCUACUGGUCAUGGGACUAACAUAAUUGCAGGAAUCAGUUUGGGCCUUGAAUCCACAGCUCUUCCUGUUCUUGUGAUAAGUGUAUCAAUUGUUUCUGCAUUUUGGUUGGGCCACACAUCUGGACUGGUGGACGAAACUGGUAAUCCAACUGGUGGUUUGUUUGGGACGGCAGUAGCAACAAUGGGAAUGCUCAGCACUGCUGCCUAUAUCCUAACAAUGGAUAUGUUUGGCCCUAUAGCUGAUAAUGCUGGUGGAAUUGUGGAGAUGAGUCAACAGCCAGAAAGUGUUCGAGAGAUCACCGAUGUUCUUGAUGCUGUUGGGAACACCACAAAAGCUACCACCAAAGGUUUUGCCAUUGGUUCCGCUGCACUUGCAUCUUUUCUCUUGUUUAGUGCAUAUAUGGAUGAGGUUGCUGCAUUUUCUCAUGAACCUUUUAAACAGGUUGACAUUGCUAUUCCUGAAGUUUUUGUUGGUGGAUUGUUAGGCUCCAUGCUUAUCUUCUUGUUUAGUGCAUGGGCCUGUUCUGCAGUUGGUCGAACUGCUCAGGAGGUUGUUAAUGAAGUAAGAAGGCAAUUUAUUGAGAGGCCUGGCAUCAUGGAAUACAAGGAGAAACCGGAUUAUGGUCGAUGUGUUGCCAUUGUAGCAUCUGCAUCAUUGAGGGAGAUGAUAAAACCCGGUGCUUUGGCUAUUAUAUCACCUAUAGUAGUAGGCUUUCUAUUCAGGAUAUUGGGACAUUAUACAGGACAACCUUUACUUGGAGCUAAAGUUGUGGCUGCCCUUCUGAUGUUUGCAACAGUUUCUGGUAUUUUAAUGGCUCUUUUCCUGAACACAGCUGGUGGUGCAUGGGAUAACGCAAAAAAAUUUAUAGAGACGGGAGCUCUUGGUGGCAAAGGCAGUGAUUGUCAUAAAGCAGCAGUCACUGGAGAUACUGUGGGAGACCCGUUCAAAGACACAGCUGGGCCUUCGCUUCACGUGCUCAUAAAAAUGCUUGCAACAAUUACACUUGUUAUGGCGCCAGUUUUUCUAUGAAGAGGUGAUUUGUAUCUUUUGCGGUUUCUGCUCGGAUGCAGCACCCAUGCUACCUUCAAAUCCUUAGGUAUGCACAUAUACAGAUUAGGUAUUUUGGUGAAUAUCAAAUCAAGGGUGCCCGAUCAAUAGUCUUACUGAAUCUUCUUUUUCCUGUAUCUGAAUAAAAGACAUGUUAAUGGAGUGAACAUUUUAGUGAUCUUAACUUACUAUCGUUGAGGUAUUAACACAAUUUCCGAAUCAGCUUAAGUUUCUUUAAUAUAGUUGUAUUUAAUAU